AUAAGAAAUGAUUUUUUAAAUGUAGAAAAUGAGGCGUAUUGUGAGAACAAUUAUGAUUUUUGACAGCUGAUGUUUCAGGUGAGGGUUGAAAUGUCAUGAUAUUUCAUAUUUUAUUCGUAUGGUAUUUAAUAUUUGCAUUUUAGUGUUUGGCUUCUGCUGUGAUGAAUGUAUUAAUCUCAUAACUAACACCAACUCAGCUGAUGCAGGUGGAUUUAUACAGUCCUCCAUCAAAACAUAACACACUGCAGCUGACGGAAAGCAGAUGAAGAGAUGAUGAUGAUGAUGAUGGCGGCGCUGCUGUGUUUCUGCGCUCUGAUCUCUGCUGUUUGCUGUGCGCCGCUCAUAGAAACUCAACCUGAACAGGUGCAUGUCUCAUAUCCAGGUGUGAAGAACUCGAUGUUGGUCACAUGGUCCACCGCUAAUAAAACCGAGAGCGUUGUUGAGUACGGUCUGUGGGGCGGGAAGCUCUUCAGUCACACGGCGGAGGGAGACGCAAGCGUGUUUAUCGACGGAGGGCCGGAGAACAGAACGAUGUACGUCCACCGAGUCACGCUGACCGAUCUGACCCCAGCGGCUUCAUACGUGUAUCACUGCGGCAGCGACGCCGGAUGGAGCGACAUCUUCUACUUCACGUCUCUGAAUGAAAGCGUGAGCUUCAGCCCCAGAUUCGCUCUGUUUGGUGACAUGGGCAACGAAAACCCUCAGUCUCUGAGUCGACUGCAGAAAGAGACGCAGAUGGGGAUGUACGACGUCAUUCUGCACAUCGGUGAGACCGUGUUUAUAACGGAGCGUCUUUCCUCAGGUGUGAAGAACUCGAUGUUGGUCACAUGGUCCACCGCUAAUAAAACCGAGAGCGUUGUUGAGUACGGUCUGUGGGGCGGGAAGCUCUUCAGUCACACGGCGGAGGGAGACGCAAGCGUGUUUAUCGACGGAGGGCCGGAGAACAGAACGAUGUACGUCCACCGAGUCACGCUGACCGAUCUGACCCCAGCGGCUUCAUACGUGUAUCACUGCGGCAGCGACGCCGGAUGGAGCGACAUCUUCUACUUCACGUCUCUGAAUGAAAGCGUGAGCUUCAGCCCCAGAUUCGCUCUGUUUGGUGACAUGGGCAACGAAAACCCUCAGUCUCUGAGUCGACUGCAGAAAGAGACGCAGAUGGGGAUGUACGACGUCAUUCUGCACAUCGUUUAUUUUUCCAGUAACUUCUCCCACUACAGGAGUCGUUUCAGUAUGCCGGGACACACGGAGAAUCUGUGGUACAGCUGGAACAUUGGACCCGCUCAUAUCAUCUCCUUUUCCACGGAAGUCUAUUUCUAUCUGGAAUACGGCCUGGAUCUGCUCUUCAGACAGUAUGAGUGGCUACAGGCCGAUCUACAGGAAGCGAACCGUCCUGCGAACCGAGCGCAGCGGCCGUGGAUCAUCACGAUGGGACACAGACCCAUGUACUGCUCCAACGAUGACGGAGACGACUGCACACACUUCCAGAGCUACGUCCGACUUGGACGCAAUGACACGAAACCCGUUGCUCCUGGACUGGAGGAUUUAUUCUAUCAGUACGGAGUGGAUCUGGAGCUCUGGGCUCAUGAACACACGUAUGAGAGACUCUGGCCCGUGUACGAUUACAAGGUGUUUAACGGGAGCUCUGAAGAGCCGUAUGUGAAUCCUAAAGCGCCCGUGCACAUAAUCACAGGUUCAGCCGGCUGUCGAGAGAAACACGACGGCUUCAUCCCUAAACCUCGUGACUGGAGUGCGUUCAGAAGCACGGAUUACGGCUACACACGCAUGCGUCUGCUCAACGGCACGCACCUGUACCUGGAGCAGGUGUCUGACGACCAGGUAGCUCUCACAUGA
Messenger RNA from Sinocyclocheilus grahami, 1851 nucleotides. Its product is annotated as acid phosphatase type 7-like. NCBI's taxonomy places the organism in Eukaryota, Metazoa, Chordata, Actinopteri, Cypriniformes, Cyprinidae. The transcript has 14 exons. Gene Ontology annotation, molecular function: metal ion binding; acid phosphatase activity. Bases 271 to 1851 code for a protein of 526 amino acids. The record is from RefSeq and is a predicted model, not a curated record.